Molecule: messenger RNA, 1890 nt
Organism: Papaver somniferum (opium poppy)
Lineage: Eukaryota; Viridiplantae; Streptophyta; Magnoliopsida; Ranunculales; Papaveraceae
Product: ankyrin-3-like
Exons: 13
Coding region: 47-1414 (455 amino acids)
Molecular function (GO): protein binding
Source: RefSeq, a predicted model, not a curated record
CAUCACCCUUAGCACACUCACAAAUCUCUGCUCCCGAAACCCUAAAAUGGAGAGCAAUCAAUCUCUACGAGAACAUAUGGAUGUCAGCCCGGAUAGAGAUGAGAUUCAUAGGAUUUACUCUCCAUGCCGUACGUCGGCGUAUUUUGAUCUUCACAAUUCUGCUUACACAGGGGAGCUAGAUCUUUUCAAAAUGAUAGCUUCGUCUUACGAUAAGAGAGGGAAUGGAUUAGCAAAGACCAUCCAACGUCUUGUGGAUGGAGAUGGAAGAGGAUCUCUUGCUUUUGCUGCUGCUGGAGGAAGAGUGAAUGUUUGUAGUUACUUGCUUGAAGAGUUGAAACUUGAUGUUGAUGUUAAGGAUGACGCAGGUGUAACUCCCUUAUCAUAUGGAGCUGUUAAGGGAUAUCUUAACACUGUAGAGUAUCUUCUCGAGCAGGGCGCCAAUCCUGAUGGAUCAACUGAUCCAGAUUGUACAACUAAUACUCCUUUGCAUUAUGCUGUAUUGGGAGGAGAUAGAGAGAUACAGACACUGUUACUAUCGAAAGGUAUCCGCAUUGAUGUUGCGACUAGAUCCGGUACAGCCCUUUCAUAUGCUGCUCUCCUUGGCCAGAUUGAUGCUGUUAAAGUUUUGUUGGAUCACCAUGCAGAUCCUAAUGUGGUAUUGUUCGGUGUGGUUACACCACUAGCAUCAACUAUUGCGAUCAAUUCACUGCCAAUCAUGGAUCUUUUACUAAAGGCAGGUGCUGAUCCAAAUGCCGAAUCAUGUGGAUUUGCCCCUCUGAUAUUUGCUGUAACUUUUGGGGUGACGGAACUUGUCAUGCGCUUACUAGAGGCUGGUGCUGAUCCAAAUGUUACAGAUAAUGAAGGGGUGACUGCAGUAGAAAUGGCUGCUAGAGAUGGAAAAAGUGAAAUUAUUAGGAUUCUAUUUCCUGUAACUUCUCGCAUUCCAACAUAUCCAAAUUGGACCAUUGGUGGACUUAUGGAGCAUGUGCAUUCUGAGGUCGCCAAAAAGAAGAAGAAGAAACCUGAAGACUUAGAAAGAUUUCUUCAAGGAAAAAUGAACGGCGCGGAAGCGUUUCAGGAAAAGAAGUAUACGUUGGCGAAGCACUGGUACUCAGAGGCGUUGGAAGUUGCUCCUACAGAUGCCACUCUACUAUCCAAUAGGAGUGCGUGUUAUGCACGUCUGCAUGACGGAACUGAAGCAUUAAGGGAUGCAACUGAAUGCAUAUCUUUAAGGCCUGAUUGGCCAAAGGCAUACUACAGGGCAGGCAUAGCACUCAACAUUUUGAAAAGGUACGGCGAAGCAGCAGAUGCGUUCUUUAAGGGUUUGACGCUGGAUCCUGAAAACAAAGAUCUCGUAGAUGCAUUCAGGGAUGCUAAUGAAGCCAGAUUGAAGUUGAUCACCCGGCGACCAUAGGAACAAGAAGAUGGUGAUGAUAGUAGACUAGCAAUAUCAUCUCGACUAGAAGACGUUGUUGUGACCAACUUUUGUAUAUGUAGUACUGAAGGGUUUUGCUAACAUCAUAGCUGUUUGCAACCGACCAGAGGGUUUUUUACUUUACUUAAUUAGUACCUUUCUAUCACACUUGAAUUUUAUUAGAUGAAGGGAUCUCUAUUUAACUUCUUCUGCCUUUCAGUUGCUAUUUUACUUCCGACAUCUUAGGUGUAGUCCCUGCUUACCUCUUCGUUUAUUUUGAUGGACUUUGUAAGCUUGAAUCUUCUUUUGCAUUGGACAUGUGUUCUUAUCACACUUGAAUUUUAUUAGAUGAAGGGAUCUCUAUUUAACUUCUUCUGCCUUUCAGUUGCUAUUUUACUUCCGACAUCCUAGGUGUAGUCCCUGCUUACCUCUUCGUUUAUUUUGAUGGACUUUGUAAGCUUGAAUCUUCUUUUGCA